AGUUCCUGGAACGGAGCAAAACAAAACAGUCCUGACAGCUGUAGCUUGCAAGCUAAGGGUGGACUGGACAGCCGAUGUUUUAACGCCCAGAAACCUUACUUGAUUUAUUAUAACAGCCUGUUGUUGGUGCUAUAUCCGGAAUGGGCUAGUGGACCUGCUUCUGUAGGCUGUCAUAUUAUGCAGUGAGGGGGGAAAGUUGCCAUGCUAAGACAAGCACAGAGAUGGCCGAGGCUGUAAGACCAAAGAAAACAAAGUCUAAGACCUCUGGGAAAUCUCAGGAAAAGAAGCACAAACAGCACACUGACAGUGUACGGAAAGCGCUGGAACAUGUCGCCUUGUCUGACAACAAGUCAUCAGCCCCAGAAUGCUCAGAAGUACCCAGUUUGGAGGACUUCACAGACAUCCCCCUCAGUCUGCCUCCAGAGGUCUCACCCCCUCAGCCCCAAGAGGACCUGCCCCAAGAGGACCUGCCCCUAGCCCUCAGCAGCACUGAGGCGCCACUGACCCAAGAGGAUCAUGGCAGCACGGACCAAGACACAGGAAGUUUGCAAAGCUUUAAAACAGCCGACUCAUUCUUUCCUGUCACUGAGAACAAUGACAAAGAGCAGAUCGAGCUCACUGCAGCACCAGAGGAGCAGCAGCAGCAGCAGCCGCAAGAGAGUAUCAAACAGGACCAACCGGCCACGCAAACCAAACUCAGACACUAUGAACGGGUGCUGCUGGAGCCAACAGCGUCAGCUCCAGACAUCUCCAGCGUGCCAUCGUUGUACCCCGUCCUCCCCUCACCCUCCCUGGAUGCGUCAAUGCUGCUGUCAGCUCAGCCGACAGAUGCGUCCCUCCACCCGGUCGGAGGCAGCGUUGUCAGCUACCCCCAGCUGAGGGACCCUGCGGUGCUCACCCUGCCUGAGCAGCUGUCCUCGCCGCCCAGCCUCAUCCCUGUGGACGUGGCGGAGAUGGAGAAGGAGAGGGAGAAGCCGCCACGCCAGAGGCUGUACCCAGAGCUGCCCAAGCCACUAUGCAGCUCGAGCCUGACGGCGACGGUGCAGGCCUUCACGAGCGAGCAGCUGCGCCUGUGGGAGCCGGGCUCCUGGCUGGAGAACGUGGAGGUGCAUGCGUCGGAGUUCGAAGGCUUGGCCCACCAGGAGGGCCACGAGCUGCACGAGCUGCUGCUCAACUACUGGCGCUGCCGCAAGCAGCUGACACAGGCACAGACCGAGCUGCAGGCUGCCAACUCCGACUGCAAGAGCAUGCAGAACCGCCUCUGGAGCUUCAAGGACGAGCAAAUCACCUUGCAGGGCGUGUGUGCGGACCAGGCCAAGGUGUGUGGCUACCACCGCUUCCAGAGGGUGGAGCUGAGCGAGGCGGUGGUGGCGGAGCUGAGGCACCUGUUCGAGACCAAGGCGGAGCUGCUGCACCAGACGGUGGCCCUGCACUCCUACACGGCCGUGCUGUCCCGGCUGCAGGUGGAGUCCUACCUGUACCGCCUGCUCCACAGCCACCCCCUCGCCAGGAACGUGGCCAUUCAGGACGCGGGCUCAGGCUGUCCUAGUGGAAAGUCGCAGCCGUAUUCCCUCAGAGCCAUCAAGGAGGCCGUCAGCGUGCUGUUUAGUUUCACGCGGAGGGUGCUGGACGACUCCCAGUUCCAGACAGACAUACACCUCUGGCUGCAGAAACUGGUGUCUGUGCUUCACGCGGUGGGCUCGGCUGGUGAACACCUGUAUCUCCUGAACCACCUGCUCAACUGCCCCGCUGGAGUCGGGAAGUGGGCGGUGCCCUUUCUGCAGAUCAAAGUGCUGGAAAAUCCCUCUGGGGUGUAUCACUUCAUGCAGGCACUGGCUGUGCUGAUGUCUCCUGUCAGGAACCGUGCAGACUUCCUGUGCCACAUGAAGCCCUGUGAGCCCAAGUCCCCCCCAACCAGCCACUCCGACCCCGCCUCCGGGAACUGGACCCUGGUGGACGAGGGUGGAGAGGAGGAUGAAGACCCAGACACAAGCUGGCUGCUGUUAUCUGAAGAUGACCUCAUUGCCCUGUUCUCCCAGUUCCCCUUCGACGAGCUCUUUAAACACCUGCUGGGCAUGUCAUCGGAAGGCAACUACCAGCCUCAGGCCACGACCAGUCAGAAGAUGAUGAAGAUCUUUGCCUUCGCCUCCUCCCUGGUGGAGCUCCUGGCUGUGGGGCUGCAGACCUACAACAGGGCUCGCUACCGACAGUUCGUCAAGCGCAUCGGCCACAUGAUCAGGAUGACGCUGUGCUACGUGAGUGACCACUGGGCUCAGUACAUAAGCCUGACAGGGGCCGAGGGCCGCACCACACUGCAGGAGCAGUCCUUCUCCAUGGAGAAGCUCCAGGUGGAGUUCGACCACCUCUUCCUGCGCGCCGUUCUGCACGUACUCAAGGCCAAGAGGCUUGGCAUCUGGCUGUUCAUGUCAGAGAUGCCCUAUGGCACCCUGUCCAGUGCCAUGCUGUGGAGGAUCUUCUACAUCAUGCACUGUGCAGAGACUGAGGGCCUGGAUAGACUCAGCGCUGGGCAGGGGCUGGAGGCCUGCAUACAGAGCCUGAGAGAGCCGAGUCACCAGGAGAAGUUUGGUGUGUGGUUGGCGGAGAUCAACAGCUCUGAUGGUAUCUGCCUGCUGACGGCCUUCGCCCACAUGGCCCAGCCCAAACGCACCGACGCAGACCCCGAUUUCGUCAAGACCAUCGUGCUCGAGAUCUACGAGGUGGCGUACGUGAGUGUGGCGACGCGUGAGACGUUCUCCAAGGUGGGCAGGGAGCUGCUGGCGGCCAUUGCUGCGGCCCAUCCUGACGUCAUCUCAGUGCUGCUGGACAGGCUUCAGGAGACAAUCGACAAAGUGGGCAUGGUGGCGCUGUACCUGUUUAAGGAGUUGCCCCUGCACCUGUGGAGGCCCAUGGCCAGUGAGGUGGGGCUGAUCCGGGGCUGGCUGCUGGACUUCCCCCUGGUUGCUGUGGAGAACAAGCUGGCCUGCAUCAUCCUGGAGGGCCUCAACUGGGGAUACCAUCACAGCGGUUGCCUGGCCCUGCCUGAUGCGCUGCACAUAGAGGUGGCUCUGCUGGCGGUGGAGGCCUACCAGAAGUACCUGACUGAUAAACCCUACGCAGGCCUCAUCUCUGAAGGCAUCAAGCAGGUGUCGUACCUGGCGAACGUGGUGCGUCUGGGCCAGACUCCGGAGGCCUCCUUCAACCAGUGGGCCUGGGACCUGGUGUUGAGGCUCAAGCUCCAUGACAACGAGCGGCGGCUCCACAACGCCUGGAGCCCGCUGCCCUCCAGUCCGCCCGUGCUGCCCGAGCUCACCGACGUGCCCAUGAUGCACCCUGUUCUCAAGGCCGUCAAGGCCAACAUCCCCAUUGGCUGCUUCCUGGCCAUCCAGAUGACCACCAUCGGACACAGUUUGGAAAAGUUCUGCACAGAUGGCAUUGCUCUGCUGAAGAUUCUGGUCCAGACGCGCCACCUCAAAGCUGUGGUGCAUGUUCUGGACAACCUCCUCCCUCUGGUCUACCCCUGCCAGUUCUACCUGCUCAAGAACGAACAAUUCCUGAGCUGCGUGCAGAUGUUUCUGCAGCUGGACAGCGGGACCCCCCAGGGCGUCACCCAGCAGGUCACGGCCAAGGUGGCCCACCUCAUCGGCACCUCCCACGGAGAGAACCUCAAGCUGCUCAACAGUGUCAUUCAGGCCCACAUCCUGGAGAGCUCUCGAGCGGGUCGUGUGGGUGCGGUGGCGGUUCUGGAGUUCUGGGUCCAGAUCCUGACGGAGCAGAGCAUGUGGCACCGCGACAAGACCGUACUCUACCUGCUGGACCACCUGAGCAGAGCCGCCUUCCUGCACCAGCACGAGGAGUGCCUGCAGAAGAUCCUAUACCAGCAGCACAAGAAUGCCUUGGGUUACCAUGGGGACAAGGGCAUUCUGUCUUCGCUGGUUGGCUGGAUCGUGGCUGGCAAUGUGACCCCUUCCUUCAUCGAGGGCAAUGCCAUGACUGAAGAGGUGUGGUUUGCAUGGCUGGUGUUGAGUAUGGAGUCUAUCUUCGAGGAGGAUUCCCAGCUGAGACGCUGUGUGGAACACGAGCUCCUAUCCAACCCUACUAUCAACCCCGACCAGGCCCUCAAGAAAGCUCAGGUGCGUCUGAAACUGCACGUGGUGCCGUCACUGCAAAGGAUGAUGGUCUACCGCUGGGCACAGCAGGCCUUGGCCACGCCUGCUGACCACCCGCUCCUGCCCCUCGUCUGGCAGAAGUUCCUGCAGCUCUACCUGCGCCAACCUGGGCCGGAGUUCGGGCUGGAGUCCAAGGGCAGCAUCGGCCGGCGCUACUUCCACACCUCGGCCCACGCCGCCCUGCUCAAGGACCUGACCCAGCGCCUGGUGGAGGUGUCGGACUUCCACCACGCGGCCAGCAAGGCAGUGAAGGUGCCCCGCUCCCCCAGCGAGAUCCCCAGCCCGGGGGACAUCGAGUCCCUGCCGGGUACUCCCAUCACCCAGUACAUGACCUCGCCAGAGCUCCACAUAGAGCUUGUCAGGUUGUUUGGUGUGUUUGCGGUGUGGCUGGAGGAUGAGAAUCUGCAGAAACAUGAGGUGUACCUGCCCUCUCUGCCUAAGCAGUACGAUGCUCACAAGCUGGCCAACAUCAUGCAGAAACAGCAGUCUUCCUGGGCAGUCCUGCGCUGGGUGCUUGAUCUGGUGACCUCACUGCAACCCUCUGGCAAGGGAAUACAGGAGGUGUGGAUGGAGUAUAUGGACAUUGAGCGUGUGCAGUAUGAGUUGAAUGAGGUGUUGAGUCUGUGGCAGCGGGUGAAGACCGAGCCGUCCUCACUCCACCCCGCCGCCAACUCCAUCUUCACCGACUUCAUCAACCCACAAGCGGCGAGGGAGCGCAUCCUGACCAACCUGUGUAAGCAUGAUGCCCCCCAGGCGGCGGUGGCGCUGGUGCCCAUGAGAGCCCCCGUGCCCGACGUGCCCACCGCCUGCCUCUCCGACGAGGCCGGCUCCACUGCACUGCUCCUGGAAGCCCUCACCAAGCUACAGCACCAGGCCAGGCUUGCAGCGAUGCGUGAGACCCAGCAGGUGGCGCUAGACAGUGAGCUGCUGGAGGUGCUGCCUCAGCUCUACUGCAACCGGCAGGAGCAGAUCACCAUGACGCUGGAGUGCAAGGGCAAGGGGGGCCAGCCCUGCCAGGGGGCCGCACACCUCUCCGCCAAGUAUGAGGGCAUGCAUCUGCAGGAGCCAGUGCAGACUCAGAUCCAGUCCCUGAAGAGUGACAUCAAGCAGCUGCAGACCGACGCCAUGAAGCCCCCUCCACAGAGCGUGGCAGAGGCCGCCGUACACACGGAGAACUUCAUCACUGCCUUAGUGAACGCCUUCAAGCUGCAGUCGUCUCCGGCGGUGCAGAGGGUGGGCAUCGCUGCCUUCUACCAGGUGGUGUCCUUCGUCUGCGAGGACACCCUGCGCCACCCGCCCACGCGCCAGUUCUUCUCCUCCUGCGUGGAGAUACUCGGACAGGUGUUUAUCCAGGGUGUCCAGACGGAGUGUGGCCACAUCCUGAAGACCAUCCUCCAGAAGCGACGCCUGUGUAACCUGCUGUCGCCCUUCUUCACGCCCAAUGCCUCCCCUGGCCAGCUGGUGGCGCUCUACGAGGAAGUGGUCAACGCCCUCCACACCGACAGUGGAGACGUCAUCUUCAUGCUCCUCACUAAAUUUGACCUGAGCCAGUGGCUGCUGGGUGCCCAGCCGGUGUUUGCGGAGCGUAGCCGGCUGAUGGAGCUGAUCCACCUGGCCCUGGGGGCCUGCGGACUGGAGCCCGACGCCGAGGUCAACAUGCCCUUCAACCUCUUCUGCAAGCACUGGACACGGCUGCUGUGCCACCAGUUCCCCGACCACUACAGCGACUUCCUGCGCCUGCUCAUGCAGAGUUCCUCUGAGCAGCUGCUGAGCCCCGAGUGCUGGAGGUCUUCCCUCAAAGCUCUGGGCUGCUCCGCAUCUCCCCACAAGAAGUCCUCCCCCCUCUGCCGGACCUCCAGCGUCUCCUCCCCCCUCUGUAGGACGUCCAGCGUCUCCUCGCGGCCCAAAACCUCCUCCAGGGCCUCCAGUAGUAAAUCCUCGCGACCCCGCAGCACCUCCUCCAUCGCCGCCGUGGUGGCCCUCUCUGUGGCCCCGUCUCCAUCCCCAUCUCAAACAGCCUCCCCCACUCGCUCACGGCCCUCGCCCAUCUACCUGUCUCCACAACAGGUUGACGAGACGAUCGAGUGGCUGUCCAACUACUUCCUGAAGCUGCGACUGUCUAAGGGAGACUUCCGCAGCUUCGGCCUGCUGUCCAAGUGGGCUCCCUACGUGGAGGAGGUCAAGGCCUUCAUGGCCUACCUGGUCAACUGCAUCAUCAACCAGGAGGUCAACAACUGUGCCAAGGAGCCGCUGGGCAGCCCGCGACUCCUCAAAGCUCUCCAGGACCUACAGUCUAAGAUGGCUAAACUCUUCAAGCCCUGGAUCCUGGUACUCGACACUGAUGAUGCCAGUAAUCCCCGCUGCUACCCCUGGCUUGAGUCGGACACCGUGACUGCCACUGGCAUAGUGUCCCUGUAUGCCCAGCUGACCGACACCCUGCAUGAGAAGUUCAAAGAUCGUUUGCUGCCAGGCCAGAAGGGGGCACUGUGGCUGCACCUGAAGCACUACUGUGACACCUGCACGUCGCCCAAGAUGCCGGAGUACCUGCUGUACGCCUACCACAGCGAGUACAAGCUCCUGUUGUGGAGAGACCUGCACCCAGACCAGGCCCUCAUGACACACUUCUUCAAUGUGGAGCGUGGCAGCCCCAAGAGCUGCUUCCUCUUCAUGGGCGCCCUGCUGUGCCAGGUGAACUGGGUGAGCGUGCUCAGUGAGGCCCUGGGUCCCCAGCCGAGCCCCGAGGCCCAGACCAUGGUGGUCUACCUGCUCUACAUGAUGAUCUUCCUGGCCAAGGAGGACCAGCUGCUCAGCAAGCCUGAUUCGGCCCUGCUGAGUCUGCUGGGGCAGUCCAGCUCUCUGCCCUGGCAUCUGGUGGACCAGUCUGCCUAUGAGAACGUGACGGGCUACGUCAACACGCACUACCCUGCCGCCCUCAUCCUCAGCCACGACGCCUCCUCGCAGCUCGUCAUACAGCUCCUCAAGAUGGCCGCCGGCUACGGGGCAAACCUGGAGGCCAAGCCACACAAGGACAUGACUGUGAAGUGCCAGGCCUUCCUGCGUCUGAUGGUGCAGUUCCUGACGGUGCUGGACCAGAACGGCAACAUCAGCCUGGCCUCUCUGGAGCUGGAGAUGGAGAAGCUCCUGGAGUGCAUCGUCAUCUUCAACCCUCCUGAGACGGACCUGCAGCAGAGACACAUGGCCACCUGCAGCCUGUUUGCGGAGCUCCUGUCUCUGUUGAACGGGGCGGGGGUGUCCACUGCGGAGGGCCUGGGGGCCAAGCUGCACAGCUGGGUGGAGAAGAGGGCCCGCGGGCCCCUGGUGCUGCCCCUGCUCACGGCCGCCUGCCGCUGCCUGGCCUCCGUGCGGCACAUGGCCCGCGCCACAGAGGCCUGCAUACUCUCCUACUUCACCGACGGAGGCUGUGCUGAUCUGUAUUCCGGCUGGGGUCCUAUAUUGGUGUCCCUGCAAGUGCCCGAGCUGACGGUGGAUGACUUUGUGCAGGAGAGCCUGUCUCUGGGCAGCUUCCUGACGCUCUACGUCUACGUGCUGCAGAAGCUCAACAUGGAGCAGACGGUGCUGAACGAGAAGAGGACCCUGGCCCUGCUCACCUCCUGGCUCAACCAGGUCUUCCCCAGUGGUGCUGCGGACGAGGCCAAGCUGUUCCUGUGGUGGCACAAGGCGUUGCAGCUGCUGCUGGUGCAGGUGGAGCAGGGGGACGCGUGUGCCCAGGACUACCUGAUCCUCACGCUGCAGGGCCUCCAGCAACGCCUCGCCCUGCUGGGGGAGGAGCGCCUCAACUCCGGCCUCCUGGGGGCCAUCGGCCUGGGCAGGAAAUCUCCACUCUCCAGCAGGUUCCGUGUGGUGGCUCGCUGCAUGUCUGCCUUCCUGCUGGUUCAGGUGCCUUGUGAGAACCAGCUGCGCACACAGCCCACCAAUAGCCUGCAGUCCUCUGCCAAAGCACAACAGACCCUGGCGGUGCUGGAGUCCAUGCCUGGUAAUAAGCAGUAUGCGGAGCUGCACGAGUCCAUAGGCCAGGCCCUGCAGUUCAUCAGCUACCCAGGCCACUGCCUACGCGAUGCCAACCGCCUACUAGCCCUGCUCCUCAACACCCUCUACACAGACCUUCACUACCUAGACAUCAUACGAUAACACGCGCACACACACACACACACUCGCACAAUCACUUGUGUUAACAUGUGUGCACGCACACACACACACACACACACACACACACACACUCGCCAAGUCUAGUCUUCAUUGGUAGUUUUGCCAUGAUUAGCUGUGUGAAGAACUUUGUGACAAACACACACGAGUGCGCUCUGAAGCCAACACAUACACACACACAUGUAACAAGACUCUUCCUCACCACGUCUUUGUUUCAUCAAGUGUGUGGCAGGAACUGAACAUCUCACGCGCACACACACACUUCCUGUUGGUGGCUGUUCAUCAGAUGUGCGGCAGCGACUGAGCAUCACGAACAAGGGGGGCACGCACAACUAGACGGUGUGUCGUUGAAAGGAAGCGUAUCCAUUCCGUUUGCCAGGAAGGAACCACAAAGAAACGGGCUUCUCAUCUCUGGUUCUCAUCUUAGUUUUGACAUUUUAAGAACAAAUCAGCUGGCCAAGUGUGGAAUAUAUGGAUUGCCUAUCAAAAGGCUGUUUGUAGUGUAAUCAUAAUCUAUUCUGCCAAUGUAGGCCCAGUAGAGGCAACUGCAGACCUCCGUGUGUUCCUUAGGUUGGGAAGCAGCCGAUAGGUACUGAGAGCGCUUCUCCUCCUUCUGUGUGAGUGCAUAUAUUUGCAGCCUUCACUAUGCUACUAGGGCCUGAAGAUGUGAAGAGAGGACACCCUAUUUUUAAUCAAAUUCCUUGCAUAUUGGUUGAGCUUGGUUGGGGUUUUAUUAUUUUUAUUUUUUCAUGGUCAUAGCCUUGCUCUCCCGCUAUCUGCCUUUUUCAAACUGGCCCUUGGAGAACAACACCACAUUGGUAACAAUCAAAAAGGACAAUGCCUUGGUCGGGGGAUUCUUGGGACAACUGCCAGUAACACCCGAUUGGUGAUUUGACCAUCAGGCGUUUUACGCACUGGAGUGAACGUGCUUGCUUAUUUAUGCUGAUUUGUUUUGCAUUGAUUCCUGUUGUUCACAUUGGAAAGAAAUAGUAUUUUGCCAAACUGCCAUCAGCACUUUUUAACCAUUUCCUGUUUUGUCACACAUUUUUUUAAACCUCCUUUUUCAAUCUCAGCAGUGUUUUCUGAAAUGAGUUACUGGACUUGCCAUUGGUGGAAUAUCUUAGUCACAUGCCACUCAGCUUUAAAGUGGAUGACACCCAUAAUCAUAACUGGCCAAUUGGGUCAGUGGAGCAUGGUCCUAGUAUCCUAGUAGCCAAUCCACAGAAGUUCAGGACCGCUGACAGCAUUUCCUGUGUUCGGGACAAAGUCAUCUGAAAGGCCCCCCUCCACGCAAUACAUACGUACCAUGUAAUAGGGACCUAGUUCUGGGCCCUCUUUCUCCCUGGGGCUGAGACAACUGACUCCUUUGUCCCGCCCGCUAGCUUCCCCUGAUGAGGUUCGUAAUCAUAUGGGGUCAGUGGAGCAGGGUCCUAGUAGCCAGUCUACAGGAUGUUACUGACACAUCAGGACAACCACUGCAUUCAUCCAGAGAGGUUGUUCAGUCUCCUCUCCAGGGAGACAGUUUAGUUCCUGAUUUAUAGAUUGCUCUCCCUUCCUCCUUUUAUAUUUACCCUUCUUUCUAUCUGUCUGUCCCCUCAUCUUUCUCUUUUUCUCUCCGUCAUAUCUCUGUUCUCAGUUACUUAUUUUCCUGCACUGAGCAGCUUUGAGCAGCAGAGGUGUCCAAACCUGGCUCAGAAGUAAAAACCUUAACACAUUGCAUUCUGCUCAUUCACAAGUGGUUAGAUGAAAUGUAUGGCAAGUUGUCUACUUUCUAAACCCAGGCUUGUCACCUCUACAUUUGAGCAUGUUCGGGAGCCCAGAUGAACUUGAACUAUUUGCAUGUUUGCAGGGUACCUCCGCGAUAUAUUCCACUUUCCUGAAUCGACUGAAUCAUCUUGACAAUGGAAGCUAUGUUGGACUUUUUUUGGCUGCAAAUAUGCUUCAUUGCGGAGCAUCAUUUCCGAUUAUCAAUCGUGUAUGUGUGUGUUAAUUUGCCAAGUUGGGGUGUGUGAUUGUCUCUCUGUCUGCUUUUAUUUAUGCAUUUUGCAGUUGUUAAAUAAUGCCCAGAAUGGAUGAAAAUGAAUGCCAUUCUGUCUACAUCUCAAAUAUGUACUCUCAUACAUGCUACACACAACACAAACACGCUCACACACACACUAUUGCACUUUUCUCUUAGUUGUCCACAGUUUUUACAACAAGAAAUUGACAUUUCUGUUUUAGUGUAUCUUAUCCCUGUAUGGAAGUUGAAAUCCUAAAAUGCAUUCAUGAAUAGUCUUCAGAAAUGCAAUGCGAUGAUGGCAACAUGAUGAUGUUAUAUCUCACAGCAAUGGAGGCAUUGUAAUGUCAUAUCUUGUGCUUUAUCAGCCUUAAGUUCUGUGUGUGAUGUCUUGAUCUCAUGUAUGUGCCAGAGUCCCAUGUUUUAAAUACAUUAACCAAAAGUGUG
Molecule: messenger RNA, 10773 nt
Organism: Engraulis encrasicolus (European anchovy)
Lineage: Eukaryota; Metazoa; Chordata; Actinopteri; Clupeiformes; Engraulidae
Gene: epg5
Product: ectopic P-granules autophagy protein 5 homolog (C. elegans)
Exons: 48
Coding region: 222-8315 (2697 amino acids)
Biological process (GO): autophagosome maturation
Cellular component (GO): cytoplasm
Source: RefSeq, a predicted model, not a curated record